Messenger RNA from Emericellopsis cladophorae, 2082 nucleotides. RefSeq lists its product as uncharacterized. Gene Ontology annotation, molecular function: acireductone dioxygenase [iron(II)-requiring] activity. The record is from RefSeq and is a predicted model, not a curated record. The transcript is spliced from 9 exons. NCBI's taxonomy places the organism in Eukaryota, Fungi, Ascomycota, Sordariomycetes, Hypocreales, Bionectriaceae. Gene Ontology annotation, biological process: transmembrane transport. Bases 1 to 2082 code for a protein of 693 amino acids.
AUGUAUGAUGGCCUCCCGGGUGAUCAGCGCCUCCCUCACGAUUCUGGACGCGAGGUUGGCAUCGAUGCUCUGGCCAAGUUGGGCGUUCUAUAUUACCAUCUACCUGAGAUAGACGGAGUGAAUCAGCUUGCUGCGGAAAGAGGAUACAAGAACCGCGACGAGAUUCGCGUCUCGCCGGAGGCGAUGGGAGAUGUUUACGAGGACAAGGUUAAGAUGUUCUUCCAUGAGCAUCUUCAUGAAGAUGAGGAAAUUCGUUACAUACGUGGAGGACAGGGCUAUUUUGACGUCAGGAGCAAAGAUGACGAGUGGGUUCGUGUACUCCUCGCGAAGGAUGAUUUGCUCAUCUUGCCGCCGGGCAUUUAUCACCGCUUUACCACGGACGAGUCCAAUGUCUUCGGCGGCACCGGGCACAUGGGUCGUUCCCUAGUGAAAUGCGCACUCUCGCGGGGAGAUUUUGUCGUCUCUGUUGGGCGCGUUUUUGAGGAUGACCUCCACGAUACCCCUGGUCGCAGCGAGAACCUGCUUCAUGCUGUUUGCGACGUCAGGUCACGCGAGUCAGUUCUGCGCCCUGUACAGCGCGCCCUGGACCAUUUCGGACGCAUCGACGUCGUCGCCAACUGUUCAGGCUAUGGCGUGAUCGGAGCCUGCGAGGACCAGGACGAGCAUGAUCUCAGAAAUCAGUUCGAGACUAAUUUCAUGGGUACGGUCCAUAUCAUCCACGCGACACUCCCCUACUUCCGUCGACAGAACGGCGGUCGAUACCUGAUCUUCAGUUCCACAUCUGGAGCUUUGGGUGUUCCCGGUCUUGGACCGUACUGCGCUACAAAGUACGCAGUUGAAGUCACAGAAGAAUUGGAAGAUUGGAAGCACCUGAACUUCCCGACUACAGCUGAUGACAAGAAGAACGAAGACUAUGUUGUGCGCAUGUCUGACCAUGCUUACAAAACGGGAGACCGUUCUCCAUUCGGGUCCAUGUCGCCCUCCAGCAAGCCCUACGGUAACGGAUCCGGCGGCUCUACGCUGUCUUCCUCCGUUAGCAAGCUUGACAAUAGUCCCAUGAUCUCUAUUCUAGCUUACUGCGCCUCGUCGAUUAGCAUGACUGUUGCCAUGGUUGGCACAGGGGCUAUCACUGCCUGCAAGCAAUUCGGUCUGAUCAAAGCUCUUGCGCCCUUCGAGUCGGAGCGGGCCAAGAAGUGGUUCCCCAUCUCAGUCCUCCUGGUUAGCAUGAUCUACACGGGCGCCAAGGCUUUACAAUACCUCUCCGUCCCAGUCUAUACUAUUUUCAAGAAUCUGACCAUCAUCGUCAUCGCUUACGGCGAGGUAUUGUGGUUUGGUGGCAGCGUUACCCCGUUGUCCCUCGUCUCAUUUGGCCUCAUGGUCAUCAGCUCCGUCGUUGCUGCGUGGGCCGAUAUUCAAAGCGCCCUUGCUGGCGACUUUGGCACUGCCUCUUCUUCGGAUGCCGUGUCAACGCUGAACGCUGGCUACGCAUGGAUGGGCAUGAACGUCUUCUGCAGCGCAUCGUACCUUUUGAGUAUGCGCAAGGUCAUCAAAAAGAUGAACUUCAAGGAUUGGGAUUCUAUGUACUACAACAAUUUGUUGACGAUUCCCGUCCUCUUGGUAUUGGGUCUGCUGACUGAAGACUGGUCCUCCGCGAACUUGGCACGUAACUUCCCCCCAGAGCUUCGCGUGCGCAUGGGCGUAGGCAUUGUCUACUCAGGCUUGGCUGCGAUCUUCAUUUCGUAUUGCUCCGCCUGGUGUAUCCGCGUAACAUCUUCAACCACAUAUUCAAUGGUCGGCGCGCUCAACAAAUUGCCCAUUGCAAUCAGUGGACUUGUCUUCUUUUCUGCGCCUGUUACGUUCGGCAGCGUGUCGGCCAUUGCGAUUGGCUUCGUCAGCGGUAUCAUCUAUGCUCUGGCUCGCGUCAAACAGUCGUCUGCUGCGAAAGACUCGCUACCGAUGACGCGGAUACCAAUGAGCGCUAGCUCCCAGAGCAACAAAGAUGCGAUAUCAGCAUCGUCGUCGAAGCUCAAGCCUACGGGCAAUGUCACACAGUCAUAUGAUGACAUUGUCAUCAUCGUGUGA